AUGCCCUCGCUGGUCAUGGAGGACCAUCUAGGCAUCGUGUACGUCGUGGAGACAGCUCAGCAGUUCUGGUCAGAACUGGAUGACAUUAUAAAAGGACUCAAUGAGCUUGACGCACCAACAUUGUCGCAACUGGAUUCGACGCUGAGGCGAUUUUUGACGCUCUGUGCGACAUAUCAUGAACAAUACCUCCAGAGCCCAUUGCAGCUGGAACACGCCUUUGAACUUCUACUGGACUCCGAGCUAUUCCAGUUUCACUCGGAAAGGAUGUGUGAGAUCGUGGUGGAAGAUGCUCUCAAGACGACCGACCCGCAUACUCUCUUCAUCCUUUACAAUACGCUUUACUUCCAUGGUCACCGCAGAGUCGAAGCCCUGAAGAAUCACAAACGCUGGCAACCCAUUAUACCGCAUUUGAUGGAUCACAUCUUGGUCGAGAUUGACCCGGAUGUGGAGGACACAUUCUUUGGCGCCGCUGGAUCAAGAGGGUCGAUAAUCAUCAGCGGCACUUCAGUCCCCGUCCCGAUCGAGGUCAAGCUGAGGAGUUUGGGAAUCAAACUGUUGUAUGAGAUAUGCAAGGUGCAGAAGAUGACCGCCGUGGAUCUUAAGAUUUUCGACGACUCCUUCAUAGACUAUCUGUUCGAGCUCGUGGAGCAAACCAAGUACAUGCAAGAUGAUGCCUUCAACUACUCUGUGAUCAAACUAAUUGUUGCUCUCAACGAGCAGUUCAUGGUGGCGGGACUCGGAAGCGACUCUCAGAAGGCGCCGGACGAAUCCAACAACCGCAUCAUUCGUAUCCUCGUUCGACGGUUUGGGAACAGCCACACAUUUGGUGAAAACUUAAUUUUCAUGCUGAAUCGAGCAAAACAUACCCCCGAGGACCUUUGCAUGCAACUCCUGAUCCUCAAACUUCUUUACGUUCUCUUCACGACAAAAAGCUUGGCGGAGUAUUUCUACACAAAUGAUCUCUGCGUUUUGGUAGACGUAUUUCUGCGAGAGCUUUCCAACCUUGAUGAAAGUAACGAAUCGCGACCUCACAUUAUGUCGUUGCUGGAGUCCUUGAUUGCAAAUGAGAACAUCCGAGAUAUCAACCCAACUACCAAACGUCUUGUCGAACGCUGUCUUUCUGGUGAAUGGUGCGUUCAACUCAAGGCGUCUCGUCCUCCCCCCUCGAAUCCGCCCGGGAGCCCGAGCAGUGAUUCUGGCUCAAUGUUCGGUCGCCCAUCCCACAUUUCGCUUGCCACCGCAAAGAACCUAGAAGUGACCACCGACAAAUUCAAGAACAUGAAAUUCAGCAAGAGCGUGGAGAACUUGGGUCUGAGACCCGAAGCUUCACGACCACCUCCCAUUCCUCGUUCCCCUCUUGACCAAGUCAGACAUCCCAACAAUGCAAGUUCGGUCAGCUUGUCAGCUGUGCCCGUCGCUUCAUCAACAUCAUCUGCGGCUAAAACCUCCCCGCCUGUUCCCCAACGAAGAAACACCGCAUCCUCUUCCUACAGUAACGACGCUCGCUCCCAGUACUCCGAGUCCGGUUCGUCUUCCUCAAGUGGAUCUCUCGCCGACUCAAUCGCAGCCUCGACUGUCCGCUCUGUUCCUUCGAUGCACCACAAAAAUGCCAGCCAUCCUUCACUAGCCUCCUCGCUGCCCAGGUCCUCCACCCUGAAUGGAGAUCCUGGUACCCAUCAGCGUACGACGAGGCGACCACCCCCGGCUCCGCCUAAGCGACGCAAGCCCCCAGCGAUUCCGACAACCAACGGCGUCACGAUGUACCCCAUCAAAUCCUCUGAGCCGAGCCCUUUAUCAAACGUUAUGAAGGCACCGUCGGGGUCCUAGAUCUUUUGUCCCGCGUAUGCUUUGCGUCCAAGGAGGAUCCGAUCCUGGUUUUUGUUUGCACUUGUCCUUGACGAACGAUGCUUCGAUGUUAGCCUUCCCUAUCGCAUUCUAAUACCGCUGAUUCCUUCCCCAUUCCUCCCUAAACGAUUCUUCACUCACUCUCGCAGUUCUUAGUAUACAUACAGCACAGAUUCUUCUCGACGCCACACUUCCAUCUUGUCAUCGGACAGAACGAUCAUAUCUUGUGUAUCCAUACCAUUAUACCAGAUUUCUUUGGCUUCGCUCUUGGUUCAUGGGACUCUUCACGCUUGCACUUUCGCAUACGUUUCGCAUUCUUACCCUAUAGUCCACUCGCAGCGGCAGCAGCCGCGGCCCGUAUCCCGCACCCUUUCCCCGACAAUUCAUGAUUCCCGGAUCUACCUCCA
Messenger RNA from Coprinopsis cinerea okayama7#130, 2252 nucleotides. RefSeq lists its product as hypothetical. Lineage: Eukaryota; Fungi; Basidiomycota; Agaricomycetes; Agaricales; Psathyrellaceae. The transcript is spliced from 8 exons. Gene Ontology annotation, biological process: actin cortical patch assembly; actin cortical patch localization; endocytosis. Gene Ontology annotation, cellular component: actin cortical patch. Bases 1 to 1827 code for a protein of 608 amino acids. Gene Ontology annotation, molecular function: Arp2/3 complex binding. The record is from RefSeq and is a predicted model, not a curated record.